Molecule: messenger RNA, 1804 nt
Organism: Oreochromis aureus
Lineage: Eukaryota; Metazoa; Chordata; Actinopteri; Cichliformes; Cichlidae
Product: keratin, type I cytoskeletal 18-like
Exons: 8
Coding region: 83-1633 (516 amino acids)
Molecular function (GO): structural molecule activity
Source: RefSeq, a predicted model, not a curated record
CCUCCAUCAGGCGACUCUCCGGCCUUUGACGCUCGGUGUCAGUGUCUGCUCUCUCUCACUCUUUCAUCCAGCAACGAUCAUCAUGCCUUCAAACAGCGCUGCCAGCAUGUUUGGUGGAGCCGGGGGAAGGGGUGCCAAGGCGUCCGUGUCGACCCUGGAUGGACUGCGCAAAGUGCUGGGCAACCAGACAGAAAAAGAUUCGGCCCCCAUCCAAAAAGCUUCUGCCAAGCCCGUAGCCUCCGAGGCUCCGAGCGCCCCGGAAACUCUUGUCGCUCCCGGUGACGACAAGCAGACACUGCGGACCCUGAACAAUCGGCUGUCCGGCUACCUGAACAGAGUGAAGCAGCUUCAGGAGGAGAACAACGAUCUGCAGAAAGAGAUCGACGACAUCCUGGCCAAGAGGAAAGUACCCGAGGGGCGUGAUUGGGAUGGAAUCCUGAAACCCCUGGAUAACCUCAAAAAGGAGAUCAAAGACAUCACAGAUGACAAUGCAAAGCUGCUGCUGCAGAUUGAUAACAGCAAACUGGCAAAUGAAGACUUCAAGAACAAGCUGGAUGAUGAGAAUAAGGCAUGCAAAGAAUUAGAAAAGGACCUGGAGGAUCUGAAGAGGGCUAAAGAAGAUACCAAACUGAGCUGCGACCAAACAAGGGAAGAGAUCAAAAUGGUUAAUGAUGAGCUUGAGCGUCUCAAGAGGGAACACAAGAAAGAGGUUGAUUCUCUGCUUGAGAAGAUCAAGGACUCAGAUGUGACAGUGGAGAUUAAGUCCCAGGACAACAACCUGAGUGAUGUUAUCCAGAGUGUCCGCAGACAUUAUGACAAAGUGGCUGAGAAGAACCUGAAGGAGGCAGAAGAAUGGUACAAAGAGAAGUUUGAAACCAUCAAGGUGGAAGAGGCCCAGAACAACGAGGCCUUGGAGUCUGGAAAGAAUGAGCUCAAAGAUCUCCAGAAACAGAAGCAAACUUUGGAAAUUCAGAUUCAGACCAAGAACAACAAGCUGCGCACUGUGGAGCAAACCCUGAGAAACAUCAAAAUGGAGUAUGGUCAUCGCCUGGAGCCAUCCAACAAGAUCAUUCUUGGGCUGGAGCAGGACCUCAGAGAUGUGAGGGAACAGGUGGAGCAACAGCUAGAUUCCAACAAAAACCUGCUGUCUGUUAAGAUGAAGCUGGAGAAGGAACUCGAGCAGUACCAAGAACUUCUUUCUCGCUUAUUUGAUGAUGUUGAAAGCGCUGAGUUAUCUUUAACGGAUGCAAUACCGCAAGAGCAACGAAGUAAUGAUGAUGGCGUUCUGGAACAGGGUGAAACAAUACAACAAGAAGUACUUGCAAAACAAGAAAGCGCUCCCUCUAACCAAUCAGCUCCCCCAGAAGCUCCUGAAGUGGAGGAGGAACCCCCCAUCCAGGCCGACACAAAUGCUAGUAGCAAGGAAGAGGCUGCAGUCAGCAGCUCUGCUAAAAAGAAGAAAUCUAAAAAGUCCAAGAAGUCCAAAACUAAGAAGGAUUCCUCCUCCUCUUCUUCUUCUUCUUCUUCUUCCUCCUCCUCCUCCUCCUCCUCCUCCUCUUCUUCUUCCUCCUCCUCUGAUUCCGAAAAGGAAGAAGAAAAGCCUGAAACUGAGGGUGAAGCGGUGACAGCUUGAUCUUUAAUCCUUUCUUUGUUUCAGUUCGGUUAUUCUUUUUCCUGCUGUUCAGCCAAUUAAAACUGCCUUCUGUACUGGUGCUGUCAAACCUGUAAAGUUACUCUGAGGUGCUGUUGUGGUUUAUGUUCUCAGCUGUGCAUGAAAUAAAAACAUGUGGUUUUGAAAGACAAA